Dracunculus medinensis (Guinea worm) is the source of this 534-nucleotide messenger RNA. The record is from the annotation of a GenBank genome assembly. NCBI's taxonomy places the organism in Eukaryota, Metazoa, Nematoda, Chromadorea, Rhabditida, Dracunculidae.
AUGGCAAUAAACGAAUUGCAGACUGAGUUAGCAGAAAGGCGAAAGGAGUGGAUAGAAGGACUGCAAAAUGAGACACAUUCGAUUCCAUCAAUUCAUAGUGAACAGUUGAAUUUGGUUAAAUUGUGUUGUUUGCAGAGUAAUGCUGAAACACGACUCGAAGCACUCGGCUUUCGCGUCGGUUACAUUCUUGUCGAAAAAGUGACGAAGGAUAUUCCGAGAUUAUUAACUGAAUUGGAUAAAGUGAAAUUCAUUUGCAAAGAGUUUUGGACAGCUGCAUUUGGUAAGCAAGUCGACAAUUUGCGUACAAAUCAUCAGGGAGUAUAUGUGGUUCAAGACAAUAAAUUUUUCACUGUCGCGAAUUUCGCUGAAGGCAAACAAUACUUGAAAGAAUCGUCCAUUUUUCUUGCACUUCCCUGUGGAAUUAUAAGAGGUGCGUUAAGCAAUUUGGGUAUUGAAUCACUUGUGACAACAUCUGUUGAAGCAUUACCACUCGUGAAAUUUCAUGUGCAGCUGCAGAAAUCACCAGUACCAUGA